Messenger RNA from Gossypium arboreum, 4676 nucleotides. RefSeq names its product lon protease homolog 2, peroxisomal. The coding region runs from base 116 to 2815 and encodes 899 amino acids. Gene Ontology annotation, molecular function: serine-type endopeptidase activity; ATP hydrolysis activity; ATP binding. Lineage: Eukaryota; Viridiplantae; Streptophyta; Magnoliopsida; Malvales; Malvaceae. Gene Ontology annotation, biological process: protein quality control for misfolded or incompletely synthesized proteins; protein catabolic process; protein targeting to peroxisome. Gene Ontology annotation, cellular component: peroxisomal matrix. The transcript has 17 exons. The record is from RefSeq and is a predicted model, not a curated record.
AUUUUAAAUGGUUUUUUAUAUGGUUAACUAUCAGCUAAACAAAUUAGUAGUCUCUCUUUCCUUCUGGUUUCUCUUCUAUUUCUAAUUUCCUCUGAGAAAACGAAGGUUUUUAAAAAUGGCGGAAUCGGUGGAGCUGCCAGGUCGUUUAGCGAUUCUUCCGUUCAGAAACAAAGUUUUAUUGCCUGGUGCCUUUAUUCGGAUUCGCUGCACUUCACAUAGCAGGUUUCCUUUUCUUUUUGUUCUCUUUUGGUGCAGUGUGAAAUUGGUGGAGCAAGAGUUAUGGCAGCGAGAAGAGAAAGGAUUAAUUGGGAUUCUUCCAGUGCGAGAUGCUGCUGAGAUGACUUCAAUGGAUUCUGUGUUAUCUCAAGGUGUAGGAAGUGAAUCUGGAGAGCGGAGCUCAAAAGUUCAGAUUAGCACAUCAGAUAAUCACAAGGUUGAUGGGAAAAGCCACCCUGAAGUUAUUCAUUGGCAUAAAAGGGGUGUGGCUGCACGUGCUUUGCAUCUGUCAAGAGGAGUGGAGAAACCGAGUGGGAGGGUCACGUACAUUGUGGUCCUUGAAGGUUUAUGCAGAUUCAAUGUAGAGGAACUUAGCACACGAGGACCUUACUGCACUGCAAAGAUAUCUUCACUUGAGAUGACUAAGGCUGAGAUGGAGCAAGUGGAACAAGAUCCAGAUUUUGUAACAUUGUCUCGACAAUUCAAAGCAACUGCUAUGGAGCUUAUUUCUCUUCUUGAGCAGAAACAAAAAACUGGUGGAAGGAUAAAAGUUCUUUUGGAGACACUUCCUCUUCACAAAUUGGCUGAUAUAUUUGUUGCUAGCUUUGAGAUGAGUCUUGAAGAGCAGCUCUCUAUGUUGGAUUCUGUUGAUCCUAAAGUAAGGCUUUCAAAAGCUACUGAGUUAGUUGACAGGCAUCUACAGUCAAUACGUGUAGCAGAGAAGAUUACACAAAAGGUUGAAGGGCAAUUGUCAAAAUCACAGAAGGAGUUUCUUUUGCGACAACAGAUGAGGGCCAUAAAAGAGGAGCUUGGAGACAAUGAUGAUGAUGAGGAUGAUUUGGCUGCCUUGGAAAGAAAGAUGCAGAGUGCGGGGAUGCCUUCAAAUAUCUGGAAGCAUGCACAGAGGGAGUUGAGGAGGCUUAAGAAAAUGCAACCGCAACAACCUGGAUACAAUAGUUCACGUGUCUACUUGGAGCUUCUUGCUGAUCUGCCUUGGCAAAAGGCCAGUGAAGAACAGGAAUUGGACCUGAAGGCAGCAAAAGACCGUCUGGACUGUGACCAUUACGGUUUAGCCAAGGUCAAGCAACGGAUAAUCGAAUAUCUGGCUGUUCGGAAGCUUAAGCCAGAUGCAAGGGGUCCAGUUCUGUGCUUUGUUGGCCCACCAGGUGUUGGGAAAACAUCAUUAGCAUCAUCGAUCGCUGCUGCUUUGGGAAGAAAAUUUGUGCGCAUAUCUUUGGGUGGUGUCAAGGAUGAGGCUGAUAUCCGAGGGCAUAGGAGAACAUAUAUUGGAAGUAUGCCUGGGCGUCUUAUUGAUGGGUUAAAGAGAGUAGGUGUUUGCAACCCAGUCAUGCUAUUGGACGAGAUUGACAAGACAGGUUCUGAUGUGCGUGGUGAUCCAGCUUCAGCUCUACUGGAGGUUCUUGAUCCGGAGCAGAAUAAAUCUUUCAACGAUCACUAUUUAAAUGUGCCAUAUGACCUUUCAAAGGUGAUUUUUGUGGCUACUGCAAAUAGGGUGCAGCCUAUUCCUCCUCCACUCUUGGACAGGAUGGAAGUCAUUGAGCUGCCUGGAUAUACAGCUGAAGAAAAGCUAAGAAUAGCCAUGCAACAUUUGAUUCCACGAGUUUUGGAUCAGCAUGGAUUGAAUUCUGAGUACCUUCAAAUUCCGGAGGCCAUGGUUAAACUUGUUAUACAGAGGUACACCAGGGAAGCUGGUGUCCGGAAUCUCGAGAGGAACUGGGCUGCUUUGGCUCGCGCUGCUGCUGUAAGAGUUGCUGAGCAAGACCAGGCUGUCUCAGUUAGCAAAGAUGUUCAUAAGCUAGCUUCUCCUCUGCUGGAUAACAGGCUUGCUGAGGGAGCUGAGAUGGAAAUGGAAGUCCUUCCAAUGGGUGUGAAUAAUAAUGAGAUAUCAACUGCAUUCAAAAUUUCCUCACGUUUAGUUGUUGAUGAGGCUAUGCUGGAAAAAAUAUUGGGCCCUCCUAGGUUUGAUGACCGAGAAGCUGCAGAUCGUGUUGCCACUCCCGGAGUAUCUGUUGGGCUUGUUUGGACCAAUUUCGGAGGAGAGGUUCAGUUUGUGGAGGCUACGGCAAUGAUUGGAAAUGGUGAACUACAUCUUACUGGGCAACUUGGUGAUGUUAUUAAAGAAUCUGCUAAAAUAGCAUUGACAUGGGUGAGAGCCAGGGCAGCAGAUCUUAAGUUGGCACCUGCAGAGGAAAAAAAUGUGCUGCAGGGUAGAGAUAUUCAUAUACAUUUUCCAGCUGGGGCUGUACCAAAGGAUGGGCCAUCAGCCGGUGUGACGCUUGUAACGGCACUGGUUUCUUUGUUUAGUCAGAAAUGUGUAAGAGCCGAUACCGCAAUGACUGGAGAAAUGACACUGAGAGGUCUUGUGUUACCUGUCGGUGGUAUUAAGGAUAAGAUACUAGCAGCACACCGUCAUGGUAUCAAGAGAGUUAUUCUACCAGAGAGAAAUCUAAAGGACUUAGUUGAAGUACCUGCGUCUGUGCUUUCCAACCUAGAGAUUCUGCUGGCCAAGCGAAUGGAAGAUGUGUUGGAGCAGGCGUUUGAUGGGGUAUCCCCAUGGAGACAACUCUCAAAAUUAUGACAAAGCCGCUUCAAGCAUGUCUCUGGUGACCAAAUUGUUUGUCUGGGGCUUUGUCUUUUCUCACAGAUUCCAAUUAUUUAUAUACAGUCUUGUUUGGAAACAAAGCUCAGCUGUCAUGGACCUUUUGCAAAUAAGGCUUAUAUACCUCUGUUGGGAAGCUUCGGGUGGAAAUUGCUGGUAUGUGUUUCCCUUUUCCUUUUCUUUUAACACACUGAAUUUCGGAGGCCUGCAUACAAUUCCCCUUGUAAUAUGUUCUCGUUUACCUUCAUUUUCCUUCCUGUAUAAUUUAAUAACAUUAUAGUCUUACGUGUUUAAGAUUUAUGUGUAAAUAAGAUUACAUAUACUCUUUAUAAACCAAGGAUGAGAUGUGAUUAUGAUAAUGAAAGCAGGCAAGGUAACCUAACAUUUCAUUACUUAUUUCCCAAAACCAAACCUCAUAAACUGAUUGGUUCCUGUUAUUUGGGAUCAUCAGACCAGCCUCUUCUAUUGUAUGAAAGCAUAAAACAAGGAUAGGAUCAUUUUUUUAAUCAAUUUUGAUGAAGUCGGCAUAUAAAAAAGUUGAUGCACAAAUCGGAAAGCAAUACGGGGAGUGAGCUGCUUUGAUUAUGUACAGAAGUAUUAGCCUGUAAUACCAGAGUUGAGUGCACUGUGAACGUCAACGCCUAUUUGGGCUUCAGCUUUCUCCAUAUCAGUAGUGGCUGAGCCAAGCUUUUGGGUGAACUCAGCCAGACUCAAUGCGGUGGAGUGGCACUGCCUCCACGGUAAUAAUAUCAGCAACAUAGUUGGUGGCACUGCUGAGCAAAUAUUUUGUUACAUCCUUCACUUCAUGCACCGACAAGACAUCAGGUUUGAGUUCAGCAAUUGUAGGUACAUGCCUAGGCAAAACACCCAUAUGCCCAGUUGUUGCAGGAACUAUAACCAUGUCGACCUGAUAAAAUAGAUGCACCGUAAGUCACAAAUUUAUUAAUAUGAUGUCUCCCACAUUGAAAUUUUAUUCAAACACCCCAAAUUGUAUAUAUAUUACAUACAAAAGUGGCUCAUAAAUUGGCAGGCACUGUAAUGAUAUAUGGCAGAACAAAGAAGAGAUAGACAUUCCCAAGCCAUAAGUCAUAGCCAUUGCAACAAAUAACUAAUAUGAUAAGAUAGACCAUGAUUCACUUCUUAUGAAUUAGUAUAAUAACUUUGCUAAAGCAUGGAUAUUGGUCCGAUAAGAAAGAAAUUGGUAUACGGUAAAAGAGGAAAUGAACUUAAAUUGAUAAGCAAUGAACUAAUGUUUGAAAAAAAUUGCAUAAUUGGUAAAUACUUAUAAGAUUGCUAAUAUAGGAAGUAAAUGACCAUUAUUAGUUUAAGCUAUAACUCAAGUAUUUGAUCAAUAUAAUUAAAAUAUACCAUAAAUCAAUCAAAACUAAAUUCAACCAAAACCCUGACGACAAAUACAUAGCCAUUAAUCGCACUACGAAGAUCUAAGCGAACCCCUUUUUUUUUACAAAAAGAUCAAAAGCAAACCUCUUUUGCGGGGCAAGGGGUGAAGAAAGCAGAUGAAGUCUUGGGAGAGUCCAAUUUGGGUAUAACUUUGCUCCAUGAUUCAAUGAAGUUGGAAUCUUGCAGGUACGUGUGCGUAGAAAGCUCGACGCUUGCCGGAACAUGGUCAGACGCUUUCUUUUGGUGGCGGUGGAUCCUACUAGGUUUUUACUGAUGUUCUGUUCACUUCUUUGUUUUCUAUUUUACCCUUCUGUUCUCCGCCUUCACUUAUAUAUACAUAUUUUAUUUUCCAAUUACAGUAGAUUGUCUUAACAAUUCGACAGACAAUACAUGUAUUAAAUAAAAAUUCAAUAAAAAAAUAUGCUGAUUUGAACGACAA